GGCCAGCGGCGGUGAGCGGCCUAGCGGUGACCUCCAGCUCCAGCAGCAGCCUGGAUCUUUCCUGGCAGGCCGGGCCGGGCAGGACGCAGCGCUUCAGGCUGCAGCUGUGGGAUCAAACAGGUGUGCUGAGGAACGAGACGUUGGAGAGCACGGCGACGCACCACGCGCUCCUCGACCUGGCGCCGGGGCGACUGUACAACGUUACCGUGGUGACGGAGGCCGGCGGGCUGCAGAGCGGCCGGACGACGACGGCUCGGACAGCUCCCGCCGCCGUCUCCAACCUCACCGCCGACCACGGCGACGGCACCGGCUUGCUGUUGUCAUGGGAACAGCCCGCGGGCGACCUGGACGCGCUCGUCGCCGCCGUCUCGACCAAUGGCACGAGCCGCUGGGAGAGGACGCUCCCGCCGGACGCCACCGAGGUCGUCGUCGACCGGCUGACUCCCGGCUCGGCCUAUCAGGUCGUGGUGACGUCCAGGAGUGGCGAGCUGACGAGCCAAUCAGAAAUCAGUGCCAGGACAACUCCGGCGGCGGCGUCCUCCCUCUCCCUGUCUCCCCCCCCCUCCGGCGGCGGCGGCGGCCUCCUCCUGUCUUGGUCGCCCCCCGCUGGUUGCUGGGAGAGCUACAAGCUGCUCCUGUUCGACGGCUCGCAGAUGUUAGUCAGCACCGUUCUCGACCGAGAGGCGACGAACUUCAGCUUCCCUGGGACGGGACUAACGCCUGGGAGGCUGUACAGAGCUGAGCUACGAGUGCAGAGCGGAGGAUUGACGGCCGAGAGCAGCUGUGAAGGAGCAACAGCUCCGGCCCCGGUGUCGGACCUCCACGUACGACACUCGGACGAGACGUCGCUCAGCGCCAUGUGGAGCCACGCCCCCUCCGGGUCACGUGACAGUUACUUCCUGACCCUUCGCCACGGUAACGUCACCGUGGAUACCAGGGAGGUGGAGCCAAACAUGAGGGAGUGCACGUUCAACGUGCUCACGCCUGGGCGGCUGUACACCAUCACCGUGACAACCAGGAGCGGGAAACUGAACACCUCUGUGUCACUGGAAGGGAGGACAGUUCCCAUGGCGUUGCAAGCGAUUACUCUGAGAAGCUCCGGGGUCAACAGCCUUCAGGCAUCAUGGGAAAAACCACCUGGAGAUGUGGACUCGUUCACUCUGACUCUCCUGCAGGACAGUGUCGUGGUUCAGAACUACAGCGUUCCGGUUGGUUCUUCUUCUCUGCUUGUCGCUGGGUUGACUCCCGGCGCCCUCUACCGGCUGCAGGCCACCGCCGUCAGCGGGGGGGUGCGCUCCACAAGCACCAGUCUGGAGGCACGCACCGCCCCGGCGUCGGUCUCCGUGGUUACUGUUACUAACGGCGGCAGCUCCGACGCCCUGCGGGUGUCGUGGCGCCCGGCGGCGGGCGUGGUGGACAGCUACCUGGUGCGCCUGCAGGACGGGGGACGGAGCGUCCACACGCUGGCCGUGUCCCCGUCCUCGCCGCCCGAGUGCUCCUUCAGCUCGCUGGUCCCCGGCCGCCUGUACGCCGUCGUCAUAGUGACGAGGAGCGGCGACCUGGAGAACGCCACCGCCGUGCAGACGCGCACACAGCCGGCGACGGUGCGCGACCCGACAGCCGUCCACUCGGCGAGAGACGACUUCCUCAAGGUUUACUGGCGUCACGCACCCGGAGACCUGGACCGCUACGUGGUCCUGAUCCGCUACAACAACAGCGUCCUGCAGAACAAGACCGUCUCCGCCGCGCGCAACGAGUGCGUCUUCUCGUCCCUGUCGCCGGGGAGACUCUACACCGUCAUGGAAACCUGGAGCGGGGACUACGUCGGCAGCGUCUCCACCGACGGACGCACCUUUCCGGCCGCUGUUGGAAAUCUGUCUCUGGACAGCGCGGGGACGGGGGACCUGACCGUCCGCUGGAGCCCCGCCCCCGGAGACGUGGACCACUACGAGGUGACGCUGCUCUUCAACGACACCCGUGUCUUCCCCCCGGCGACGCUGGGCAGCGGCGAGCGGCGCCACCGGCUGACCUUCCUGACCCCGGGGCGGCUCUACAAGGUCGUGGUGUCGACCUUCAGCGGGCCGUACCAGAGGGCGCAGCACAUCGAGGGACGGACAG
This is a messenger RNA of Etheostoma spectabile (orangethroat darter), 2118 nucleotides long. RefSeq names its product receptor-type tyrosine-protein phosphatase beta-like. Gene Ontology annotation, biological process: peptidyl-tyrosine dephosphorylation involved in inactivation of protein kinase activity; angiogenesis. Gene Ontology annotation, molecular function: protein tyrosine phosphatase activity; cadherin binding. Lineage: Eukaryota; Metazoa; Chordata; Actinopteri; Perciformes; Percidae. The record is from RefSeq and is a predicted model, not a curated record. Gene Ontology annotation, cellular component: signaling receptor complex.